CACAACUCCUCCGUGGAUCGCUGAUCCUCGAUCCCCCCUCCUGAGCCCCCGCCCGAUUGCCCGUCCCCAGUCCCGAGUCUCCAUUCCGAGCUCCAAGCUGCCGGUUUCCCCAGAUUUUUCACAAUUUAAAAGUUGCAGGACCCGGCUCGUGCCAUGCGGUUACACCCGCUCCUCGCUUUGCUGAUUCCCCGCCGCAUGCCCGCAGUGCGUCUCUGGUGCAACAUGCUCGACCUCCCGCGCCGGCCGCAACGAUGAGCAACGGGGCGGAUGACGUCCAAUUCUACCAAGUCAACAUCGCCGUCUGGGUCUUGACGAGCGUCUCGGCCGUCUUCCUCUUCGUCCGCCUCUGGUGCCGCCUGCAUUUCUCCCGCCUAGGCUGGGACGACUAUGUGCUCACGACGUCAUGGAUCGUCCUGCUGGUCGCCGCUGCGCUCGUCAGCCAUCUCAUUGGGGUGGGCUAUGAGACAGAGGACCAGGAGCGCACAUUCUACCUCUUCCAGAACACGUCGACGUCCAUGACCACCAUCGCCACGAGCUGGACCAAGGUCGCCUUCGCCAUCACGCUGAUCCGCAUCGUGCGGAACCGCGCCAUGAACUACUUCCUCUGGGCCGUCAUCGUCACCGAAAACCUGAUCCUCGUCCCGGGCAUGCUGUCCAUCUGGAUUCCGGCCUGCGUCGAUCCGAGAAGAAAGUUCCGGCCCGAGCAUGCCGUUUGCUUCGACCUCAUCUCCCUCCAGUAUCUCGGCGGGACAACGAUUGUGUACGGCGGCGUCAUCGAUGUCAUGUUGGCGCUCUUCCCCUGGCUCAUCAUUCGAAAGCUGCUGUUGGAGACGCGGGAGAAAAUCGGCCUGAGCGUCGCCAUGAGCCUCGGCGCCCUGACAGGUGUCGUUGUGAUCCUCCGGGCUUUUUUCCAGUUCAUCCAGACGGACAACGACUACCAAUUCAUGGUGUUCAUGUCCAUCUUCAACUUCCUGGAGCCGGCUGUCACCAUCAUCGCCCAGACGAUCCCCAUCUUCCGCGUGCUCGUCGUCAACGUCAAGCGAACCGCCGGCUACAACACCGUCCGCAUCACGUCGGUGCCUGCGUCGCUCUCCCAGUUGGUGGUUGUCAAAAGCCCGGCUGCUGCGCCCGAACAGCGCCAUUCAAUACCCGCGCCCCCUCGAUGAGCGGGCUGAAGAUGGCCACGAGUGUAUCGACGCAGCUCAGCCCCUGAAUCUUUACCGCACGGACUGUGCCGGU
This is a messenger RNA of Thermothielavioides terrestris NRRL 8126, 1239 nucleotides long. RefSeq lists its product as uncharacterized. NCBI's taxonomy places the organism in Eukaryota, Fungi, Ascomycota, Sordariomycetes, Sordariales, Chaetomiaceae. The transcript has 4 exons. Bases 252 to 1166 code for a protein of 304 amino acids. The record is from RefSeq and is a predicted model, not a curated record.